CAAUUUUAUUUUUCCUCAGGUAUUUAGUUCAAUUAAUUAAUUGAUUUAAAUAUCAGAAAUUAGUCGUAUAUUGAAGCAAUUUUACUAUAUCUACAAUGUUAAUUUUAAGACUUUUGGUAAUUUUUUAUAUUAAUUUAGUUUUGGGAGAAGAUGCGUUCUACAAUAUCAACACUAAAAAUGCUCUGCAUACGGUUAGUGAAAAGUUUUUGAGUAUUUCUGUUGAUCCGGGAGUAUUAUUAGCUGGAGUUAAUUUGAGCGAGACUUCACUUCUAUUAGCUCGACACUUGAGCCCAGCGUAUAUCCGACUUUCUGGACCUUCAACACCCUACGUCAAGUAUGUCGAAGACGAAGAAGACGUCAUCAGUCACAACUUCACCGAUAUCGUGAUCACUCCUUCGAUGUGGUUCGGCAUUAAUGAGUGGUUCAACUUGGCCAAAUUGACGCCAGUGUUUGGUAUAGACGACGGACCAACCGUGAAGGGAGUUUGGGAUCCAACAGCAGUGAUGGACUUGUUGGAAAUAUCUGAUAAGUUUGGUGUUAAAUGUUAUUGGCAACUAGGAUAUGAUUGUUCGAAUAAAACGACUGUCCAAUAUGUGGACGACUUAAACGUUCUGAAACAAACUUUAAAAAAGUUUCCUGAUAAGGAAGACACUUGGAAAAUUGCGGGAAGCGAUUUAAGUAAUUGUGCCUUCGAUGAAGAUACAAAUGGAAACUUGGAAAAUUAUCUGAACGAUUUGGAGCAAAAUGUAGAUGCAGUUAUGUGGGAGUCUUCUUUGAUUACAAAAGACGAUCUUGGUUUUGUAAAAACUGCCCUCUGGACAACGGUUCCAAAAGAUCUGCAACCUGUAACAUUUUCUUCAGCUAUGGAGUGGAUGAAACAAGUUGGAAGAGCAUCCCGUGCUAGAUAUGACGUCGUUUUCAGAGAGGCAAGAGUUAGUGAGACCACUACUGCCUCUCCUGUUUAUUGGGCAACAUACAUUCACAAAAAACUCAUGGGACCUCUCCUAUUAGAAGUAGUACCAAUAAAAGACAAUGAAAAUCUCCAUGUCUCGGUACAUUGUAGUAGAAAUCAAAAUGCAUAUCCUAGAAGUGGAGCAAUCACUGUUUUGGUACUCAACGAUGGUCCUGUUGUUGAAACUGCUCAUGUUCGUGUGCCAAGUAUCACAUCAGAAAGAUCAAUGGAAAUUCAGGAGUAUUUGUUAACAGUUUCAAAUCAAAAUCCAAACCAAGUACUACUCAACGGUCAAAUGCUCACUAUGAAUCGUUUACUGUCUCCACACGACGAUAUAUUAAAACCAAAAUUAAGAAGGACCAAAGUCAGACCUUACAUUUCUUUGGAAGUACCUUCAAAUACCAUAGCCUUCUUCGUACUCACUGGGGCAAGAUGUUCACUGUGCAGCGAGGGUAAGGAAGAACUAGAUAUCAUAUUGGAAGAAAUCAGUGAGGAUCAAGAGGAGUCGUUUUCUGGCGAUGACGUAUCGUUCAAUAUAGAACAGAGGAUGUUGAAUAAUAGGCAUAGUGACACAUUAGAAAAAUUCCACGGUAAGAAAAUUACACUGGAGGGAAUCAAGAAAAGCAUGUUGGAUGAAAUGGAACAGGACCAAAAAUAUUACGAAAAAAUGACUAAGAAGGACAGCAAUAGAAAAAAUAUUAUACAGGAAGAUCGACCAAAGAACAAGCUGAUUUCUGGUGACAAGAAAGAUUUGCUUCAUGAUCAUUUGAAGGCUUUUAUUGGCAAAGCCAGAAGAGGAAACAUUGAGAAAAGCGGAUAUGAAACUAAACCAGAUUACAGAUCUCCAGAUUUCAGAGUGCCGAGCAACAGCCUCUUCCUGACCAUCAAAGAGGUAGAAGAAAUCAUCAAGCGCAGAGCCAAAGAGAAAGCUGCAAAGAAAAACAUCAAACUGACUAGUUCCGAACUAGACAUGCUAGUCGACAAAGCUACCAUACAAAUACCUAACCAUAUAGUUGGUAAAAGAGACAUAAACCAUGUUCUCUUGGAAGAAAAAGCGAAUUUCUACAAGAACAACCAGUUCAGCCAGGAGCGUUUCGAGAAAUUUGCCAGGAAUCAAAAGAGUCCGCCUAAAUUCAAGCUGAUGAAGCGAGAUAUUAACUUGGAUAUGCUGAAGAAGAAAAUUAAGAGUGAGGGUUCUUGGGGGAAGCCCAAACCGGUGACGCAGCCGGAGUUUUUGAGGAAGUACUGGGACGAACCGGAAGAUACAUUUAGAAUGAAAGAUCAUUACAAUGACGAAUUGUUCAAAAAUUCCAUGGAUUCAGAUGAACUCACCAUGGAAAACCUAGGAGUGGAAGAAGACAUGUUCCCAAACUUCGCGAAGUCAGACGAAGAUUGGUACUACAAGAAUCAAUUCCACCCCAAACAGAAGCAUAAACCGCAGAAACUCAACCUGGAUAUGGACAGAAGAUGGAUGCCAAUAAGCAUAAGAAACAGGAAUGGUCCGAAUAAAUUUUCUGAAGUUUAUAGGGAAGAAAUAGACAUUGGAAAGGUGAAAAAAUUAAAGCUACCGUGGUUCGAAUCUCAAAAGAAAAAUAAGUAUCCUUGGGAGGAUACGUAUGGAUACAACGGACAAAAGAAUCGUGAUAUGUCUGUUUUUAAUGGGCUAGAUGAGUUAAAUUUUUAUGAUGAUCUUGACUAUGCCUUUGCUAGAAAAAGGAGGGCAUUAUUAAAUACAAUUGCCAAGGAUGGUCCUAUGAAAUUUAAAAAGAACGACAUAAAGAAACUAGGAAAACAUAAAAUACAGAAAAACAAAGUCCCUUGCAAAAAUUGUUUGAAAGAAAAAAAGCAGAAAUCAAAUAUUCAAGUCCUUUUGAACGACAAACAAGAUAAAAGGAAUAAAACGCUUGAUGAUCUAACUGCUGAAGCUGACAUUAAUGAAAACACUAUACCUCCACCACGAUCAAAAAGAUCUCUUUUAAACAACGAGUUGCCUUUCUUGUUUGGACAGUACAAACCUUUAACCUUAGACUUAAAACCUUGGCAACCUGUUGACGUGUUGACACUGGUAAAAGAUCAUCCUUCAUUACUGCCUUUGUAUGCUCUGAUUGAGGAACAGAACUUGAAGAAUAGUUUGAUGCAUCCUAGAUAUUUUGGACUGAGAAGAAAAAGAUUUAUUCAUCAGAAACGUUUAGAUUCUUUAGAGAACUUUAUUGCUCUCAAAACUGAGUCAAGAGAAGGUGUAACUGAAGAAAAAAUUGAGUGGAAUAAAAAUAAUGGAGUGACUGAAAAAAACGAUGAUGGUAAAGGAAAUGUUGAAUGGGAAAUUGUUUCAGGAGACUUGAAAAAAGAAAAUGUGAAUAAUGUUGAACAACAAACUGCUAAUAAAAGAAUAACGAAACUUAAUAAUAUGGAUAAUGAGCCUGACGUAAAUCAAAAUAUUCUUCAGAAGAAUAUAGAUAAAAAGGUAACGAAUUUAGGAGAAGAAAAUACAGACAUAGAUGAGAAAACUACUGAAGAUAUCAGUGAAAUUAAAAAAUUAUUACUUGAUGAUAUAAGAAGGAAAUUAGAAGAACGUUACAAUGUUAGACAUUUUAUUUCAGAACAAAAUGAAGAACAAAAAGAUGAUAAGUAUGAUCAAGAUGGUGAACUUUUGAAAAGUCGACACAAUAUUGAAGAAGUAAACAACGAAGAUCAAAUUAUUAGAAGAAAUAAAUACUUGGAAAGCAAUAAUGAUCUAUCUGGAGCAAAAGAAAAUAGUAUUUUUAAAGAAAAAUAUGAAAAUACUAAUGCUGAUCCUCUAAACAUUUUGCAGAAAGUUGUAAGAAAGAACAUACUCAAAGCAGCUCGAGAAAAUCUGAUCGAAAAAGAAAAAAUAGAAUCGCAAAUGAAUGAUCUUGAAGCUACGAGACAAACUACAUUGAAUGCCAUAAAAAAUGGUGUAUUACGAAGAAAUGAUGUAAAUAAUAAGGAUAAUAUAGUUUCUCGUAUACCAACCUUUUUGGAAAAAGUUUUGGGACAAAGUAAUGCAAAACCUAUUGAAAAUUUGAUGGAGACUGUAAAGAAAUCGAUUAAGCAAAUGAAUGUUAACUUAAAUAACUUUAUUACUCGUUUAUUUUAGCGUUUAGUUUUUUUUUAUAUUUUGUUUAAUUAAA
Messenger RNA from Sitophilus oryzae (rice weevil), 4104 nucleotides. RefSeq lists its product as uncharacterized. The transcript has 10 exons. Gene Ontology annotation, cellular component: extracellular matrix. Bases 96 to 4070 code for a protein of 1324 amino acids. The record is from RefSeq and is a predicted model, not a curated record. NCBI's taxonomy places the organism in Eukaryota, Metazoa, Arthropoda, Insecta, Coleoptera, Curculionidae.